Molecule: messenger RNA, 1283 nt
Organism: Hibiscus syriacus
Lineage: Eukaryota; Viridiplantae; Streptophyta; Magnoliopsida; Malvales; Malvaceae
Product: putative aminoacrylate hydrolase RutD
Exons: 11
Coding region: 248-1210 (320 amino acids)
Molecular function (GO): catalytic activity
Source: RefSeq, a predicted model, not a curated record
CCGCAGAGCAUAAAUUCUCAAUUCAAUUCGAAAGACGGUGCCGUAUUGCGAGACAGGGAAGACGCAGAGCACCGAAGACGUAGAUCUAAACAAUGGGAUCCGGAUUUAUUACCGGACUUACGGUCAUGGACCUACUAAAGUUCUCUUAAUCAUAGGAUUGGUGGGGACACACGACUCAUGGGGCCCGCGAAUCAAGGGAUUGGCCGGAACCGAUAGGCCCAACGACGAUGAAGCCACGGCGAUUGAUAUGGAAUCCGACGGAGCUCACAAUGAGGUCGGUGGCAUCGAGGUUUGUUCCUUUGAUAAUCGUGGGAUGGGCCGGAGCUCCGUUCCCACCAAAAAAUCAGACUAUACGACGAGAAUUAUGGCAAAAGAUGCAAUUGCCUUAUUGGAUCAUCUGGGCUGGAAGAGAUCCCAUGUUUUUGGACAUUCUAUGGGAGCUAUGAUUGCUUUUAAGAUGGCGGCAUUGGUGCCUGAUAGAGUUCUUUCUUUGGCAUUACUUAAUGUAACGGGUGGAGGUUUUGAAUGUCUCCCAAAGCUUGACCGGAAAUCUAUAUUCAUUGCAAUUCGAUUUUUAAAGGCAAAAACUCCUGAGCAAAGAGCAGCAGUGGACUUAGACACGCACUACUCAGAAGAAUUUCUUGAGGAGGUCAUUGGUUCUAACACUAGAAGAGCAAUUUUGUAUCAAGAUUAUGUAAAAGGCAUAACAGCAAGUGGCAUGCAAUCUAACUAUGGGUUUGAAGGUCAACUCAAUGCAUGCUGGAGACAUAAAAUGACCCAAGCAGAAAUUGAUUUAAUCCGUUCGGGUGGAUUUCUUGUAUCAGUCAUACAUGGCAGGCAAGAUGUCAUUGCCCAAAUAAAUCAUGCAAGGAGGCUUGCCCAGAAGCUGCAACCUGUUGCUAGAAUGUUAGAGUUUCAUGGGGGACAUCUGGUAGCUCAUGAGAGAACAGAAGAGGUUAAUCAAGCUCUUCUCGACUUGGUAAAGGCAUCGGAAAUGAAGAUGAGCCCGCAUGACUGGAACAAUUUCCCCAAGAAAAGUUCCGAAGCGUCAAGCACAACAAGCGUAGAACGGGAAACCAACAGAAUCUUGGCAAAGAUUCUCGUUUACAUAUUAUAUAUAUUCAGUCUAUUUAUGAUGGCAUUGAAGUAUGCAAGAAGUGCUUUACAGAGGCUAAAACCAACUAGAGUUGAAGCUUCUACCCAAAAAUAGUCCCAUUUUGUGAACUGGGUUUCAUAAAUUUGUCACCACUAUGACACUACCCCCCAUCUACGUGGUAUGUUAU